Linum trigynum is the source of this 3114-nucleotide messenger RNA. The record is from the annotation of a GenBank genome assembly. Lineage: Eukaryota; Viridiplantae; Streptophyta; Magnoliopsida; Malpighiales; Linaceae.
UUUUAAUUGAUUUUGGUUAAGAGCUAGAACAAAAAAUUCACUAGAAAUCCAAACUCUGCUGUCCUUAAAUGGUUUUUAUGCCCUUCAAACCAAAAUUGAACUAUUCAUAAAUUUUAAUAAUUUCGGCUAACCCAUUGUCCUUAAUAAGUUUGGUUUGGUUAUGAGGGAAAGUAAGCUCAUCAGUAUUCUAUAUUUUGUGAUUAGUUGUUUGGUUAAUCAAACCGAACUAUUUUACCAUCCCUAGUCUUUGCUCGUCUGAAUAUGAAGUUUACUUGGUGAUGAGUUGCUUAGUAUUUUCAUGUGAUGAAUUGAGGCGUGAAUGAUUUUGACUAUGACGUGUUGAGUUCAGAUUUGGAUUGAAUUGAGUGCUAACACUGAGAGAGUUAGCAAAUUUGUUCGGAAAGAAUCUUUAACCUAUCACAUAAUCUCGUCCUAAUCUCGUCCUAACAGCAAUGAAACGACGAAGAUUAAGAAUUUGAUGAAAAUGUAUUAUUUUUGUCAAGGAAUUUGAUAAAAACGUAUGAAAGUAGAAAAAUACUAGUACUGAAAUGAAGAGAAGGAAAUUGCGGCCUGAAAAGCUAUAUGGUGGAAUCGCCCGACGAGAAAAAUAGGCACUUGGUGGUUGUUUCACCGGGGGGUAAUUUGCCUCGCUCUGGGGCUGUUGAAGGAGGAAGCCGAUGAAGAUUGACGGUCACCUCUACCAACUCCAGUUUUUACUCCUCUGUAUAAAAAAAAGCCACUCCUUUUCGCCAUAUUUGCACUCCAUACCAUUCUCCAAUUUCCUAAUCUGUGAUCUCAGUCCUUCUCUUUCUCCCCCACAAUUUCCCGGUCCCCCAUCCCCCCUCUCACUUCUCGUUUGUUUCCCGGGAAAACGCGCCAUGAAGGUGAUUGACAAGAUAAGGUCAGCUGUGGGGGACGGAACGGCGGCCGUCAAUGGCAGCAACAACAGCAAUGUUGUGUUCUCCUUCGAGUUCUUCCCGCCGAAGACGGAAGACGGCGUCGAGAAUCUCUUUGAGAGGAUGGACCGCAUGGUGGCUUACAAUCCUACUUUCUGCGACAUCACAUGGGGUGCCGGAGGCUCCACCGCCGAUGUCACCCUCGACAUCGCCAACAGGAUGCAGAAUUCCAUCUGCGUCGAAACCAUGAUGCAUCUCACAUGCACCAACAUGCCGGUGGAGAAGAUCGACCACGCGCUCGGCACAAUCAAAUCCAACGGCAUUCAGAAUGUUCUCGCUCUCCGCGGUGAUCCCCCGCACGGCCAGGACAAGUUCGUCCAGGUCCAAGGCGGAUUCGCCUGCGCUCUCGACCUGGUGAAGCAUAUGAGAUCCAAGUAUGGAGAUUACUUCGGCAUAACUGUUGCUGGCUAUCCAGAGGCUCAUCCGGAUGUGAUCGGAAGUGAUGAUUUGGCCACGCCAGAAGCUUACCAGAAAGAUCUUGCUUACUUGAAGCAGAAGGUUGAUGCUGGGGCUGAUCUGAUUGUUACUCAACUGUUCUACGAUACUGAUAUCUUCCUCAAAUUUGUCAAUGACUGCCGCCAAAUUGGAAUCACCUGCCCAAUUGUUCCUGGCAUCAUGCCUAUCAACAACUACAAGGGAUUCCUUCGCAUGACCGGCUUCUGCAAAACUAAGAUACCAGCUGAGAUCAUGGCUGCAUUGGAGCCUAUCAAGGACAACGAGGAAGCUGUCAGGGCAUAUGGAAUUCAUCUUGGAACAGAAAUGUGCAAGAAGAUUAUCGCUCAUGGGAUUAAGACUGUGCAUCUUUACACUCUAAACAUGGAGAAAUCGGCUCUAGGAAUACUGAUGAGUCUUGGCUUAAUUGAAGAGUCCAAGAUCUCAAGGUCUCUGCCUUGGAGGCGUCCUGCAAAUGUUUUCCGCGUGAAAGAAGACGUCCGUCCAAUAUUUUGGGCUAACCGUCCAAAGAGCUACAUAUCAAGGACAGUUGGCUGGGACCAGUACCCACAUGGAAGAUGGGGUGACUCUGGUAAUCCAUCCUAUGGUGGUUUGAGUGAUCAUCAGUUCAUGCGGCCACGAGCACGUGACAAGAAGCUUCACCAAGAGUGGGCUGUCCAGCUAAACAGUGUUGAUGAUAUCUAUGAGAGGUUCAAGAGUUUCUGCCUUGGAACCUUGAAGACCAGCCCAUGGUCAGAACUGGAUGGGCUUCAGCCAGAGACAAAGGUCAUUAAUGAACAACUUGGCAAGAUUAACUCCAAGGGGAUCUUAACAAUCAACAGCCAGCCAGCAGUCAAUGGGGAGAAGUCUGAUUCCCCAAAUGUCGGUUGGGGAGGCCCAGGAGGGUAUGUAUACCAAAAGGCAUACCUCGAGUUCUUUUGCUCGAAGGAGAAGUUGGAUGCCCUGGUUGGCAAGUGGAAGGUCAUCCCUCAACUCACUUACAUUGCUGUGAACAAAAGUGGGAACUCGAUCUCAAACGUCAAGAAUGGCAGUGUGAAUGCCGUGACAUGGGGAGUGUUCCCAGCCAAGGAGAUUCUCCAGCCGACCGUCGUAGAUCCCACCAGCUUUGGUGUGUGGAAGGAUGAGGCUUUCGAGAUCUGGUCAAGAGGCUGGGCUUCCUUGUACCCUGAAGACAACCCCUCCAGAAAACUGCUGAAAGAGGUGGAGAGCAGCUACUACUUGGUCAGUCUAGUAGACAACAACUACGUCAACGGUGACAUUUUUGCUGCGUUCGCAGACUUAUAAUGGCGAGAUCGAUAGAGAGAGCUUCAUCGACUCUCAAAACACUUGCCAAAGAAGCGGAGGUAGUAAAAGCAACCUCCAAUGGCAGAAAUCUUGUACCGGAAUGUUUUGAGUUCUUCAUUCGAGAGCGCGCUCUUUUUUGAUUGCUUGCUGCGUCAAGAUUAUCAUUCGUGUUGUUUGUUUGUACGAAUAAAACUUCUUCCCCCCUCCAGUCAUCCAACUGUCUUCUGUUGCUGGCUUGUUGUAUGAGUGAUUAAUUAUGGCGAUUUGAUUGAAUACCAGAUCUGUUGGCAUCGAAGCCUUUUAUCUCUCAUUUACUGAACGGUAAAAGUACAUGUGAUUUGCUAUAUGCUUCCACUCGUAAUGUCAUUUUAAGCUCGGUCUCAAAUUUCAGUUGUAUUAUGAAUAAAUAAGAUAAGCAAUU